AUGUGUGAAGCGAUCAAAUCUCGACCUGCCCUUAAAAACGAUAGAAAAAAGCGAAAAUCAGACAUGAAGGAUCAAAACUUCAUCCAAGAGUCAAGUUUAGAUCAAUUCGUAACACAGAACACCAUUCAGUUCUUCAAAAUUUUAAAUAUUGAAUCUAAUUUCUUGGAUAUCGAUCCGAUAAUGUGGGGAGAAAGCGAAGAAUAUGUUAAAGCUUCAAAAAUUGUGAAAUCACUUCUCGUGACGAAUGAUCUAGCCGAAAGAAGUGUGGCUCUGAUCACUGAAUAUAAUGGUUUGCUCACGAAGAAUGAAGAAAGUUCUAAUGAUUCUAAUGAGGCCGAUCGAUGUGCCCCCUCUUCAGAGAAGUCAGUACGUCCUUACGUACUAAGUGGAGAACGUUUGAAGAAAAUUCGUUCCGACAAAAUGUACUGUAUGUAAAUGUAUUUUGAUAAAUGUGGGAAUAAUGACAGAGGUGAUUAUCAGACUGAUUUGCACUCUUCGAUGCCGCAGAUACAUAAAAACUUUAAUUUCCAAUUGCCGUUCUACGGAUUUCGGUACAAUUACACUCGGUUGUCCAUAAAUGGAUACUUGGAGUUCAAUGAUCCUCCAAAGCAUUACACACAUCCACUUGUCUUCCCGGUGAAAGACUGGCCGAAGGAGAACGAUCCUGCGUUUAUUGGCAUCUUCUUCAGCAAAUGUCGGAUCGGAUCACUUCGACUCACCGAUACGGAUGAACGACAGCCAGGAGUUUAUUUCAGAAAAGAAGAAAAUCUGCGAGAAAGAAAUGACCAGUUUGGAGUCGAGUUGAGGGAGCGAGUGAAGGACAUCAGGGAGGGAAGAAUUGGGGCUGACUCCUUUGAUCCGAAUCACGUUGUCAUCGCAACGUGGAAGAAUGUCUCCUUUGCCGGUGGGGUUAAAAAUUCUCUGCACAAAACGAAUACUUUUCAGAUGGUUCUAGCUACUGAUGAGUCUUCCACUUUCGUGAUAUUCAAUUAUGAUAAUAUACAGUGGACCACCCACACUGAGGCAGGAGGUGAUACCCUCACUGGAGAGGGUGGAGUACCAGCUUUUGUUGGAUUUAAUGCUGGAGAUGGCACACAUAGCUACGAAUAUAAGCCCUACUCACAAUCGCAUUUAAUUCGCGAUCUACUGAGGGACGGAGGAGCCAACGGAUUUCCAGGCAGACAUAUCUUUCGAAUUAAUGGGGAAACAAUUCAAAGGAAUGAAUGCGAAGAUUUAUUGAGGCGGCGAUUCUUCUCGACUGUUCAAUAGAUACAUAUAAGAUGUCUAUCAAUAGAUCGAUCCACGCACGAAAAAAUGUCAUCUAAAUUUAGCGUAUUCACUGAACAAUUGUACUAGUUCCUUGCCUUACCGAAAAAGCAGUGAAAGUUACUUCAAAAAUGUGUGCCAAGGAAAAAUGCGCGAAGAAGCUGCGGGAUUUUUCA
Messenger RNA from Diachasma alloeum, 1442 nucleotides. RefSeq names its product protein mesh-like. Gene Ontology annotation, biological process: cell-matrix adhesion. The record is from RefSeq and is a predicted model, not a curated record. The transcript is spliced from 5 exons. NCBI's taxonomy places the organism in Eukaryota, Metazoa, Arthropoda, Insecta, Hymenoptera, Braconidae.